Messenger RNA from Cladocopium goreaui, 6984 nucleotides. NCBI's taxonomy places the organism in Eukaryota, Dinophyceae, Suessiales, Symbiodiniaceae. The record is from the annotation of a GenBank genome assembly.
AUGCCCCUUGGUGACAGCGACAUUUAUGGAGCCAACGCCCAACGCAGUAUCGAACCCAAUCAUGUUCAAUGUGAGGGUUACUCCUGCAUGUUCAUCAUGAUGUGCAGCAUUUUGAUUUUGGCAGUGUUAGCUUUCUGGGGAUGGGUUUGCGAAAGAGCAAGUGACGCCUACACAAGCUUCGAUCACGUUUACACGCAGUAUGCCAUCAUGCCUUCAGCUGUGACAAUUCUGGAAAAGAAAGUUGCACAGAUGGAAACAGAUCCCAGACGACCCAGAACCAAGAUGAACCAAGGGAUUGUCCAUGGAGGUGACGAUACAGAUAUGGAUCAAGUUGUGAGUGAAGCUGGAGAAGAAGAAAGCCGUGAAAAUGACCCAGCAGUCAAUCCAGAAGAUACUCCAGAAAUCACACAGGUCACCAUGACAUUCCGAAAUGAGCUGAAACGCAGAGAGCGAUGGAGUGAUGCAGCUGUUUUCCAAAGGGGUGUGAUGCAAGCUUUGGAUUUGGUAAAUCAACAUCAGCCAGUGCCAGUAGAGCUGAAACAACACCCUUUCUAUGCACUAGCUGCUGACCUUCAAACUCUGGUCAACCGCCAUGCUGAGACCGACGCCAAUCUGUCAGAGAGAUACCAACAGUAUGUGAACCAACUCAGAGAGAUGGCCUAUAAUGUAGUCAAGGUCGAGCAGUGUAGCAUCGCCAAGCGCCUCUACUAUCUCGAACGCCUUCAGCGCCCUCAGCGCCUUCAGCGCCUCCGCCCUCAGCGCCUCCAGCGCCUUCAGCGCCUUCAGCGCCCUCAGCGCCUCCAGCGCCUUCAGCGCCUUCAGCGCCCUCAGCGCCUCCAGCACCUUCAGCGCCUUCAGCGCCUUCAGCGCUCUCAGCGUCCUCAGCGCCUUCAGCGUCCUCAGCGCCUUGAUUCAGCGCCUUCAGCGCGCCCUCAGCGCGCCCUCAGCGCCUUCAGCGCCCUCAGCGCCUUCAGCGCCUCCGCCCUCAGCGCCUCCAGCGCCUUCAGCGCCUUCAGCGCCCUCAGCGCCCUCAGCGCCUUCAGCGCCUUCAGCGCCUUCAGCGCCCUCAGCGCCUUGACGCCUUCAGCGCAGCGCCCUCAGCGCCCUCAGCGCCUUCAGCGCCUCCAGCGCCCUCAGGCACCUUCAGCGCCUCAGCGCCUUCAGCGCCCUCAGCGCCUCCAGCUCCAGCGCCCUCAGCGCCUCCAGCGCCUUCAGCGCCCUCAGCGCCUCCAGCUCCAGCGCCUCCAGCGCCUUCACCCCUCCGCCUUCAGCGCCCUCAGCGCCUCCAGCGCCUUCAGCGCCUUCAGCGCCCUUCAGCGCAUCCAUCGCCUUCAGCGCCUUCAGCGCCCUCAGCGCGCCUCCAGCGCCCUCAGGGCCACCCUCAGCGCCUUCAGCGCCCUCAGCGCCUUCAGCACCCUCAGCGCCUUCAGCGCCCUCAGCGGCCUCAGCGCCUUCAGCGCCUCCAGCGCCUCCAGCGCCCUCAGCGCCCUCAGCGCCCUCAGCGCCCUCAGCGCCCUCAGCGCCUUCAGCGCCUUCAGCGCCCUCAGCGCCUUGAGCGCCUUCAGCGCCUUGAGCACCUUCAGCGCCUUGAGCGUUCUCAGCGCCUUCAGCGUUUUCACCGGUUUUAGCGCCUUCAGCGCCCUCAGCGCCCUCAGCGCCCUCAGCGCCUUCAGCGCCUUCAGCGCCUUCAGCGCCCUCAGCGCCUGGAGCGCCUUGAGGUCCCGCAACGAGUACAAGGAGAAGUGCGAUGAUCUGAUUCUUCGCGCGAAUCAAAGUCCUAUCACCCCGCCGACUAUGCAGGAGAUGUUGGACUUCGACGAGAUCCGCCAGAAUGAGAAGCGAAACUACGUGAACGCAUACCGAGCGCUGCAGAAAGACCUCCAUGAGGCCAAAGCGCCGGAAGAGGUUUGGAUUUUCAAGAGUGGCUCGUGCUACCACCGUAGCGACUGCGGUCACAUGCCGGUGAAAAGAGCCAAAUUUAGGCAAAUGCAGAGAGUCAUCUCUGUGCUCUUCGUUUCCUUCGUUUCCUUCUGUGCUAGAGGGGCAAAAAUUCACAGUGAAGCAAUUUCGGAAAGCGGCAUUGCAACAUCUGAGAACGCUGGAGGGACAUCAGGCUUUCAACUUCCUCCAGCAGGAUCAUACAUUGCAAUUCGCGGCCUAAAGGAGGGCAGGUGGUUGCGUAUCCAAGGGUGUCAGGUUGGACACUCCUGGGGCGGGAACGACAACCUUGCAGAUGAGGCCAGAGCUGAGCGCUUCAAGCUGGUGGGCACUGGCUCGGGCACACAUGCCUUACACAACACCGAAUGGAACCGGUACCUCAUCAUGAACGGUGGAUCUCUGCAGGUGAGUGAAGUCCUGAGUGAAUUUGAGUGGGCACGGCUCCCGGCAGGAGGGAGAUUCAGCUUUCAGUCGACUCCGUAUGGCCAUGCGAUUUGGAGUGCUCACAACGAGCGGUUCAUCAUCAACGAGUUCUCAGCCAUUAAAGUUGGCCCGGUUGAGGCGAUCACCGCAGGUUUGGGGAUUGGAGGACCACAAAGUGAUGUAUCAAAGUAUGAUUUUCGAGUGCUGCAUCAAACCUACACCAGGCCAUGUCCUAGUCUCCACACUUCGCAUGGAGCAAGCUGCAAAGCUGAUAUCAUUGGCAAGACCAUUGGUUUGUACAACACAUAUCAUGAGCGCUAUAUUCGGGUCAAAGAAGGUGGUUGGGCAGAUGCAUCAGCUGUCAUUCCAAGACACACCUUUCCAGGUUGGGAAUACUCGGUCCCACCGAACUUGCCAAAUGGCUGGACAUGGGAGAGAUUCGAAGUGGUGGAUGCGGGCAAUGGAAAUAUUGCUCUUCACAACAUUGAGCACAACCGUUUCCUCGCAAUGGAUGCUCAGGGCUUUAUCCGGGCCGGUGGACUUCGUGAUGCAGGUGAACUCAACUGCGAUGCCAGCGGCGGCGAGCACUUUACCUUGGUGGACUACGCUCCAAACGUUGCUCUCCACAAUCCACACUUUCAGCAUUUUGUGAAGAUGGACGGCUCAGCACUGGUUGUCCUCGGUCCUAUGGGCUUUGACCAGUUGCAGAGCUCCCACACAUGGGAGAAGUUUCUUGUGAAAACCGAGUCCUAUCAGAAAGAUGAUUGUCCGUAUCUCUACUUUCCAAAAGGAGCUAGCUGCAAGCCUUGGUUGAUGUCCCAGAAGGUGUCGUUCUACAACCCCUGGCACCAGCGCUUUAUGAAAAUGAUCAACAUCGAUAGUGCCGACUUGGUCACCACGCAUCAACAAGGAGCAGAUGAUUUGUGUGACUCCUGCGAUGAUGAAAGGUUCCGAGUAGUGGACGUUGGAAUGGGAAUGCUUGGCUUGUACAAUGAAAAGUUUGGGCGGUAUGUUCAAAUGACCGACACGCAGAAAAUGCGUUCCACCCACGUCAUGGCCAAGGCAGAUCUUCAAGGUGGCUGGCAGUGGGAGAAGUUCCAGGUGGUGGAUCUUGGGAACGGCAAAAUUGGCUUGCACAGCGGCUACUUCAAUCGAUUCGUGAUGAUGGACUAUCAAACAGUGAUUACGACAGCUCAGCAGUAUAAUUGGAAUUCACCCCCAACAGGUGAUUGGGAAAGGUUCACCGUCACCUACAGCGGCUAUGGGGACCACUGGACUCCAGAGCCGUGGGAAUAUUUUACCGAUCAAAGGUGCAAAGGCUUCCCGUACACCUAUGACGAGUGCGGGGGAAACUGCGAUGGCUGGUCUCAGAUCACACAGGCUGAAUGUCAAGCAAAGUGUGAGAAUGAUGAUAAGCCCGCGGGCUGUCAGCAGGACCAGACCUGCAUGGGUGCAGUCUAUUAUCCAAGCAACGGCUGGUGUCACCUGUACUCUAUUUGCCCAGAGACAGAGAGCUAUGUGGGUGCUGUAGCUAUCAGGAGAAAAGUCAGUCCUUUCAGUUUCCUCGAAGUGCACUCCUCUGUGACGAAGCAGAUUGCACUCCGCGGUGAGGCUGAGAUGGCUGAGAAGGAUGGUCUUGAGAAGCUACAAGAGCUGGCCGUGUCGCUUCCCAUCGCCCUCGUCAACUUGACCAAUUACUCUGGGCUGAUCAGCAGCGGCAAAAAUGUGACGCAUCUCAACAUCGCGUACCGCUUUGGCAACUAUUCAAAGGAUCUUGAGCUAUUAUAUGAUAAAACUGCCGGAUUCUAUGGUGCCUUGCAUGAGGUCAUGGGUGAGGAUGCCAACAAGUAUUGCCCUCUAAAAGAUUGGACUCACAUAGAGCAGUGCAUCAGAAUUGCAAGUUGCCUCAUCGAGCCAGCGGUAGAGGCUGGUAAGCUUCCCAUUGCCUUCUUGGUGGCGAUCAUGGAGCAACUCGCCAGCUUUGACAUCAUUUGGAACAUGCUUACCGAAGCUUUGAUCAAGGAGUCAAACAUCAACCAGACAGCUCCCGGUCAAUUCCCGCCAGAAAAAUACAGGUGCGACAUGUUCGACAAGUUGGAUGCCACAAGCUUGGCUGUUCCGUCCAUGAUCCAGGAGAAUCAGGAGAAUCAUGAGGACACUGCUGCGGUGCGUUCGGCCUUUUCAACGUCUGCAGCCUUGGACAAGGCCACCCGGGAGUCUCAUCAAAUUCUGAAUUCUUUGACAUCCUCAGACAAUGUGUCGCAUUCGGUUGUGAAGCGCUGGGAGGAAACUUGGUAUCCUGUAUGUGUGAGGAUGAAGUGUGACCACACGAACUACUGGGAUGUUGCUUUAGCCAGCUACAAGCAGACCCUACUCUUCAUGAAAAGUGGAGCGCUCUCUCAUUUGAAGGCUGAGAUUAUCAACCGCACUACUUUGCAACGGCGCUUCCAAAGUCAUCUCUCAGAACAUCCAGUGCUGGUGCAACUUUGGCGCCGCGAGGCGCAAGCUUCCUCUCUGGAGGCUGCGCAUGCCUAUGGCCUUGCUGGCAACAAGGCUGUGAAACGAGUUCUGAAAAAGUUUUUUGAAUCACCUGGCGGAGUCUCGAAGAUGAUGAAGCUUGUCGACCGCGUGGAGUUUGAGAAAUGGCAGCGAACCAAAGCUGAAGCUGAAGAUGCUGAAGCUCAUGGAGAAGCUACACCGUUGCGCCAGGUGUCCAACCAGUCACUUGCCCAUCUUGCACUGUUGAGCACACGAAGUGAAGGGAUCUGGGAUUUCUUUGAGGCAAUGGUCGAAUGUUUCGGGAAGUGGUCGCUGUGGUAUGCUGAGGGCUACUACAAAGCUUUGGGCUCCUAUGGCUCGGUCUCCUUUGGCUGGUCCGGUGGCAGUGCAGGCGCCUUCGAAAGCUUGGUCAAGGAGCUGGUGGUUCCUUCAGCUUUCGUCUCGGUUUGGGCUGCUAUUGGCGUUGGCUUGAGUGCAUCAAUACCUGGUUACCUUCCGAGUGCUUGGAUUGGGCUCAGUGCCUCCAUUUCUGCGAGCCUUGGCUGCUCGAACAACGUCGAAGUCGCGCUCAGCGUUGGAGCGAUGGCAGCAGGUAUUAUGCCGGUCUUUACUCAUCCAAUGUGCCCAAUGGGUGGAAACUGGUUUGGCAUCAAAUGCUUCUACGCCAUAGGUGCUGAUGUCUACGGCUAUGAUGGCCCCAGAGACCUGCUCACAAUCAGAACUGAAGGUGAAAAGGGCCCAGUGCUGAUGGGCUUCAAGCUUCAAGGUGAGGAACCUCCUUUGUUUCCUGACCCAGAACGUCGAGAUGCUGCUGAUGACGUCUUGCCAGCGCCUGAGGAUGAAGUGCUUGGCUUAGAAAUUGGUGGUGGGGAAAUUCAAGGUGGAACUGAUGUUCCUAUGCAAGGGCGAUUGGUUGUGACACCCUCACCAGUUGACAUGGUUGUUGUGAACGGUGUUGAACUUUCAGAAUCAAGCGCUUUGAGGGCCCUUCGUGAUGGCCUUACCCACUACGGUUUGAGCACUUCAGGUUCAAAAGUGAACUGCUUUGCAAGGUUGUUGAGCCAUCAACAGGCAUUAGAACUCCAAGUUGUCCAUGCAGCAGCUGAACGUGCCCAACAGGAGUUGACCAGGACUCCAAAUGCAGUGAAGCUUGAAACGCCGCCUUCAUUUGCAGAGCAGCAACAGCAUUUCCUUACACACCUUCCUUAUGCUCCAUGGUGCAGUAGCAUGAGCGUUCAGGAUGCAGAUUCCAAAGAAACCUCCACGAUCACCAGCCUGGUGAUGGCUGACAGCUCAAGCGGUUACAUUCAUGUGACACCUUUGCGUAGCAAGAAUCAGUGGAGUUUGAUGGUGCUAGAACUCUUAGGAUUUGCUGGUUUGCUUGGAGCAUUCGAAGAGUUGACACCAACUGGAAAUCUCAUUAAUUUGAAGUACUAUUUGAAUUUCACACAUUGGAGUUGGGAAUGCAAGCCUGGCUAUGGUGGACGUGUUUUGCCAACCAAAGCCACGAAAACUGCAAUUGGUGCAAGCUACAGUGGUCCAACAGGUACCAUUGAACCAAGUCCUUUUGUGGAUGAGGAUGCUGAGGCUGUCAAACAGAAACAUCUUGAAGAAGUACGAGAAGAAGAGGAAUUGUCAGAAAUGGCUUUGCAUGAUCGAGUUGCCCCAAAGGCGACUGAGAUUCAGGAGGAGCCAGAAGUUCAGAUUGUUGAACCUUCCAUUGAGGGAGGAAUUUUCGAUGAUGAAGGUGAAAUGACCGUGGCCCAUGCUCCAGAGCCAAUUCUGCAAUCCCAAGCUUCAGCUUCAGCCUCAGCCCCUGCUUUUCCUAUGGAUGUUCCACAAGCUCCAGAUGUUGGUGUUGAAGCCCCUGUGACACCACGCCAUUCUCCCACAACACGUACUCAUGCAGUUGACAGUGAUGAUGAUCAUGAAGCCAAGCGUGCAAGGGUUGAAGCAGCCAAGAAACAACGCUUGGACAGAAUCAGUUCUGAAUACAGCUCAAUGAUUACAACGUCCCGCCGUGGGACAGUGUGCUCGCAGGGGGCCCAGCCCCGGCGCACGCCGACGAGCCAGGAGAACCACUCCGCGGCUGGCAACGGGUACUGUAGCCACCAUCCCAACUGA